Molecule: messenger RNA, 3568 nt
Organism: Melozone crissalis (California towhee)
Lineage: Eukaryota; Metazoa; Chordata; Aves; Passeriformes; Passerellidae
Gene: HOMER1
Product: homer scaffold protein 1
Exons: 9
Coding region: 81-1148 (355 amino acids)
Biological process (GO): regulation of store-operated calcium entry; G protein-coupled glutamate receptor signaling pathway
Cellular component (GO): postsynaptic density; cytoplasm; dendrite
Molecular function (GO): G protein-coupled glutamate receptor binding
Source: RefSeq, a predicted model, not a curated record
CACGGGGCUGCGGAGCUGCCGGCGCGGCGAGGAGCGCCCCGGGGACGCGGCACCACCGGUGCCAGGCGCUGCCGGCCGCCAUGGGGGAACAACCCAUCUUCAGCACCCGAGCUCAUGUCUUCCAGAUUGACCCAAACACUAAGAAGAACUGGGUUCCCACCAGCAAGCAUGCUGUUACUGUGUCCUACUUCUAUGACAGCACAAGAAAUGUCUACAGGAUAAUCAGUUUGGAUGGCUCAAAGGCAAUAAUAAACAGCACCAUCACCCCCAACAUGACAUUUACUAAAACAUCCCAGAAGUUUGGCCAAUGGGCAGACAGCAGGGCGAAUACAGUCUAUGGCUUGGGAUUUUCAUCUGAACAUCACCUUUCAAAAUUUGCUGAAAAAUUUCAGGAGUUCAAAGAAGCUGCGCGAAUAGCAAAGGAAAAAUCCCAUGAAAAGAUGGAGCUAACAAGUACACCCUCUCAAGAAUCAGCUGGAGGGGAUAUUCAGUCUCCUUUAACUCCGGAGAGCAUUAACGGGACAGAUGACGAGCGAGCGAUGCCAGAAGUGACGCAGAACUCAGAACCAAGGGCUGAACCAACACAGAACGCAUUGCCAUUUACCCAUAGUUCGACAAUCAGCAAGCAUUGGGAGGCAGAACUGGCCACGCUCAAGGGUAAUAAUGCUAAGCUCACAGCAGCCCUGCUGGAGUCCACUGCCAACGUGAAACAAUGGAAACAGCAACUUGCUGCAUAUCAGGAGGAAGCAGAGCGUCUUCAUAAGCGGGUGACUGAACUGGAGUGUGUGAGCAGUCAAGCCAAUGCAGUCCACACUCAUAAAACAGAAUUAAACCAGACAAUACAGGAAUUAGAGUCCACACUGAAGAAAAAAGAAGAGGAAAUAGAAGGAUUGAAACAAGAAAUUGAAAAUGCCAGAGAGCUCCAGGCGCAGAGGGAUUCUCUGACCCAGAAGUUACAGGAAGUAGAAAUUCGAAACAAAGACCUGGAAGGACAGCUGUCUGAUCUAGAGCAACGUCUGGAGAAAAGUCAGAAUGAGCAAGAAGCUUUUCGCAAUAACUUGAAGACACUUUUAGAAAUUCUUGAUGGAAAAAUAUUUGAACUAACAGAAUUACGAGAUAACUUGGCCAAGCUAAUAGAGUGCAGUUAAAGAAAAUGGGAUUUCAGUGCCAAUCAGCUUAAAGAUGCACUGUCUCUCUUCAUAGGACUGUGUUGGGCUCUGCAUCAAAGUUGCACAAAAUUAGAAAAUGCUCUUCUGAGAUGGAUUGUUUUAAAUUUGACUUGUAAUUCAAUGUAAAAUUUAGAACUUAGCUUGUAGCCAGUUUAAGAAAAAAAUAACUAACAAAAAAAACUUGAAUUACAAAUUACCUCCUUUUACAUUAUUGGCCACAGAUAACUUGAAAAACGUUAACAAUAAUUGAAUGCAAUCCUUUUCUAAUUAUCAGUGAUGGAAGAAUUAGCAGUGUCCCAGGACACACCCCAUUUUGUGACAGAUACAAUAUAGGUUAUUGGCUGUUUUAUUUAAGAUAUUUAAAUGCUGUGUUUUGUGCAAAAACUUAGUGAUGACAGCCCUAUGUACUUUGUUCUAAUAAUUUCUCAGGAUAUGUUGCACUGUGGAGAAGCAGUGCCGGAACAAAUUUAUUCUUGCCAGGAAUGAGAGAGAGUUGCAUCUUUAAUUGAAACAAAUUUACUAUAAUUGCUUGUAUAAACUUCUUUUUUGUUUUUCUUUGGGGGUUGGUUGGCUGGUUGGUUUUUUGGUUUUUUUUAGAGCUAUACAUAUAUACUGGAAGAUACCGUAUUUCUUUAUGGAUCUUACUUUGGUGUUCUACAAUAUUGUCCAAUGUAAGGUUUAGUUUUUCAAAUGAAUUCCAUGUACUUACAGUGAGAUAGUAUCUUCCACUUGACUAAAUUUUGAAGCCAACCAGUGAUAGAAGGUGAGUCCCAAGGGAAAAAUAAAAAGCCCAAACUGCCCUGAGAAUUUUAAAUGUAAACUUAACAUUUUAAAUUUGACCUGCACACAUAACAAGGAAUGGCCGGUUUUCUUUUUUCUGGCCUUGAUACUUAUAUUGAAUGUUCAAUUUGCUGUUAUUCUGUUCUGCAAGAGCCUUUUUCAGAAUGUGACAUGAAGUAGAAGUUCUGUGAAUAAUGGCUUACCGGGAGCACUGUUCUAUUACAGAUUCAUUAAGAGCACAGAGGUACCGCAAGGGAUUGUUCGUACACUGAACGUGUCCGGCCAAAAAGGCUAGAAGUUUUUGUUGAAGUUUUGUUGUCAUAGCAAAUUGAACUGAAGACAUGUUUACUCUUUUAUGGGUCUUCAUAUCACAUCUUUAUCCAAACUACACCAGGCAAUAUUCUGAACUGUUAAUUAAGUGUUUAAAAACAAGACAUUGAAUUGAAUUAUCCUUAGUGAGCAGGUUUUAAAGUUGUUUUGAUGUAAUUUUAACAGACUUUUGGCAAACACAUAUUUCUUUAUAUAAUAGAUUUAUUUAAAAAAACCCAACUCUUUGAAAGGUAAGCCAAUUGUCAUGUGUCUUGCAUUACAGUGCAUUCUUGCCAUAAAUUGCUUGUAACGCUGAAGAGGGCUUUUUUAAAAUGUAUGAAUGAAUGUCAAACCUCAGAGUUGAAAGAUGCACGAACCUUUGUUUGCUCCCCAAAUUAAUUUGAAUGUUAAACAUGAAAUCUAGCUGCUUAUUCAAUUUGUAGAACAGUUUUCUUCACUUAGAUUCUGAUAUUCAAAACUAGAAAAGAUAAGUUUGUUUUCAUGUAUGUACUGUGUGUAUGUACCAUAUAAUACACGCAGGUUGUCAUUUAUAUUGGGAAGACAUGCUUUAUUUCUAAAAUAUCUUUUUCUUUUCCCUUAACUGGUAAUUUAUCAGGUCUCCCCUGACUAGUCAGGGAAGUGGCUUAGGUUAAAUGCUAAAACUGUCAUGUAUUAUAUGGUAUGUAAUAUACACAAUGUUUACGCUUUCUCCAUAUUUUUUAGGGUAUUUUCUCACAUUUAUUAAAGGGGUGGGGGGAGCUUGUUUCAUUGUGCUACUGGUUGAAAAUUUUGUGGUGAGCUACAUGUUAAUCAUUCAGGGGAUUUUAGACAGUAGUGUGUAUAUCUUCAUCAGGUCCAUAUGAGCAGAUACAGCCAGUUUUUAAUUUUCCUGGGGAUAUUUGGGCCUGAUUCUCCUGUCACUUGUGCUGCUGUAAACCAGAUGUGUCCUUGAUGUGAUGUCAGCAACAUUCCGUUGGCAUAACAUCCAUGGAAGUGCAAGGAGAAUUCGGCCUGUUAAUGCUCAGUGGACAUAAUAAGGAUGAAGAAAGAAUAAAAAAACCAUAAUGAUGGAAUAAAUGUAAUAUUAUUUUUAAUGAUAUUAUUCUUGACAUUUUUAAAGAUAUGAUGUCAUAUGUGUGGGAAAAAUAGUGGACAGAAAUAUUUCCACUUAAAUUUUGUGAAUAUGUGUGGUACAUGAGCAUUUCUAUGUAUAAGUACACACACAUAUGUAUAUACAGAACGUGGAAAAAUUUAGAUGUGCACAUUUUUAAUAUUUUCCUAUUGAAAUUAAAUUUAAAAUUGGAAAUUGA